CGAAACCACAGAACGGUAUCACGAUUUAUCUAGUGAUUCGAGCUUGAUUUUUAUUGGUGUAUUCUGGACAAUUUAUGUGAUAUUUUUUCAUUUUAUUUCAACACGAAAUAUUUAAUAUUAACUAUUUUUAAAAUAGCAUGUUAAGUUGAUUGAAUUUUUGAACAAAUGGUCCGACCAGGGUCAUAUAAAUUAUAAAUAGAUCUGAACCGUGAUUCACAUAUGUAUUCAUAUAUUAAAACAGUAUCACAUACAUACAUUUGUGGAUGUUAUAACUCUGAAGUUUAAUGUUUCAAAAUAAAAAGAUAGGUUAUGUUUUCACAAGUUUUCUUUCAUAUGUUGUUAAUUGAAUAAAAAUUGUUAUAUUAAGAGCAAAAAUCAUUUCGAACACAUAUAUCUUUUAGUUUCAGAAAAUAAAUAUUUAUGGCAAAAUAAUUGUUUUUAGUGUUAUUUCAUCUCAUUUAUGAAGCAUCAUAAUUUGAAAUUAUGUAUGAAAAAUUCAUAAAAUAUUAUUGAUAGAAAUAAAUAUAAAAUUUUAUUAAUUCAUGUAUGAGACAUGGACAAUAAAAUGAAUUGUAACUCGUUUAACGUGGAUAAUUUAAUUAAACAUUUCCUAUAUUGUACACCAAUAAAUACAAUAGACAUUCUCAUUUCAGGAGAAAAUAUUAAUUGUCUAGUUAAUUCAAAAAAACAACAAGAGAUCUUGGAAAGAACAGUAAAUAGUGACUUAAUUAAAAAAUAUCCAAUUAAACAAUCUUAUCAGAGGGCAUUUUUAAAAUGGCUUAUGAAAAAGAUUGAAGAUGAAGGUGGUGAAAUUUACGACAGUAUUUAUACAACAUAUUGUAAUUUAAUAUCUUCCACUAUAGAAGAAUCUAUUCACUAUCGGCAUUUUCUAAUGGAAAAUAAUUGCAUUAGUAUAAAAGAAAGCACGAAUAUUAUAUCAGAAGGUACAACAGGAUUGUGUAGUUGGCAGGGAGCCAUUGAGUUAAGUAACUGGUGCUUAGGAAAUAAACAAAAAUUAUUUGGAAAAGUUAUUUUAGAACUUGGUUGUGGUGUUGGAUUAACAGGAUUAUCCAUUAUUAAGACAUGUUUUCCCAAACAAUAUAUAUUUACAGAUUGUCAUAAAAUUGUUCUUGAAAUGGUUUCUGAAAACAUUAAACUUAAUUUAUUAUGUAAUGAAAGGAAAAUAGAACCAGAACUAAAACAUGAUAGAUUGAAAUUGCAAUUAAGUUAUAAUCAUACAGAUGUUAAAAUAAAAGAGCUAAGAUGGGAAGAUAUUAAUAAAUAUGUGAAUGAACAAUGGAUCAUACCAGAUAUAGUAAUUGGAGCUGAUAUUUUAUAUGAUGUCAAUUCAUUUUCUGGAUUAAUAUCAGGAUUAAAAGGACUUUUAUCUUUUCCUAAUAGAUAUGCGAUUAUUGCAGCAACAAUUCGCAAUGAAAACACUGUUUUACAGUUUCUAUAUCAAUUAGCACAUUAUGAUCUUUCUUUUAAAGAAUAUAAUAUACCACAGCAAACGGUACACCAAAAGUUAGCAAGUGCACCUGUUAAAAUAUUAAAGAUUUUUCAGAAAUAAAUUUAAGAUAAUAAAUUUUUAUUGACAUAAUGUUUUUGACAAUAAUAAUUAUUUUAAAAUGAUCUUACUGGAUUUCAAAGGCAAUUUGUUGAAUAUCUAUCAUAUAGUAAAUUUUACUUAAUACUUGUUUUGUAUAUUUACAUUUGCAAAUAAAGAAUAUUUACUAUAAAUGUAUUUAAAUAUACUUCACCAACAGGGAAAAAUGUACACAGUAAUUAUUUAUAUUUCAAUGGAAAUUAUAUAAUAAAAAUUAUUUAUUUGUAAACUUAUUAAUAUCAAGCGGAUAACUUUAUUUAUUUCUUACUUACCAGAGAGAUUUUCUCUCAGUGUCUCUCAGAUUCACAAAAAAAUUGUACAAAUCCUGUUUUAUUGAAUGGAAUGAUAUAUUUAAUUUAAAACAUUUAAAAUACUGAUAAAAAGAUUGCGAGAAUUGCCAUAUAUUGACUUCAAAACAAUUUUAAAUGUAAAUAAAAAUCUGAAAAAUAUAUAAUGUAGAGAGUUAUAUAAAUAUGAAUAUAAUUGCAAUAACCAUUGCUUUACAUUUGAAUGAAAAAUAAUGAGGGACUUAUAUUAAAUGAAAGUUUUUUAUGUUUAUAUCAAUAGUAUGUAUUUUUUUUUUAAUAGCUCUUUUUUGGUCACUGAUUUUCUAUCAUAUGUUAUUGCGACUAUCUCUCAAUAACCUCACGCCAUAAUAAAUAUUAUUAUAGAUAUAGUUUUCUAGUGCAACAUUCUUACGAGCAAUCAUUAAGAGCAAAAGCAAUAUAUAUUUUUAUUAAUUUUUAAUAUUUUUCUUUACUCAUAUUAAAUUGUAUUAAUAAAUUAUAGUUUUAUUUAUAUUAUUUAUAUUAUCAUAUUUGUUAUAUAUUAUUAUACGUA
Molecule: messenger RNA, 2446 nt
Organism: Bombus pyrosoma
Lineage: Eukaryota; Metazoa; Arthropoda; Insecta; Hymenoptera; Apidae
Product: protein-lysine N-methyltransferase EEF2KMT
Exons: 6
Coding region: 554-1570 (338 amino acids)
Source: RefSeq, a predicted model, not a curated record